Schistosoma rodhaini is the source of this 4507-nucleotide messenger RNA. Lineage: Eukaryota; Metazoa; Platyhelminthes; Trematoda; Strigeidida; Schistosomatidae. The record is from the annotation of a GenBank genome assembly.
GGGUCUACCGCGCGAAUUCAACAGAUAUCUGAUAGUUGGUGGGUGUCCUGUUUAUCUGAUCGGGCCCAAGACUAUCAUCUGCUCUGUGGUUUUUGAUAUUCUCAACGUUUCAAGUUUUGGAUUCCCCAACUAAUGGAGGAUGAUUUACAACGUAAAGUCAUCAAACAACGUUUAAAGCAGUUUUAUGGAAGUGAUACAAACAACUCACUGGUUGAUCAAAAUGAUCCCUUAAAUAUUGACAGUCCAUCCUUCGAUCCACAGUUGUACUUGGAUAAAAGUCUUAGGACUAAAGACCUUUCUGAUCUAAUAUCAGAAGAAAAGGCCUUAACUGAUCAAAUCCGCAGUCUAGAUUCCGACAUGCAAACGCUAGUAUAUGACAACUAUAGCAAAUUUAUUAGUGCAACCGACACCAUUAGAAUGAUGAAAUCUAAUUUCAGUUACGUCCAGGCCGAAAUGAAUUCAUUACUUCAAAAUAUUGCCUCGAUUGUUUCAGUUUCUGGUGCGAUUAAUAGAAAUUUUGCUGACAAGAGAAAGAAACUGAGCACACUGACAACUACCCAGUUGACUCUAAACAAAGUAAGAUCAAAAUUUUGAGUGGGACUAAUUAAAGUCAUGUUUCUAGCUAAACUACUUGGUUGAACUCCCAGUUAGCUUAAGAACGUAUAUGAACAAGUGUGAUUGGGAUCGAGUUGUACUAGAUCUUAAUAAAGCGAAAUACAUUUUAAAGAGUUAUCACAAUACUCCAUCAUUUAAAAAUAUUCGAGAGGACUGUUCUGAGAUAGUGUCGGAAAUUUGUUCAAGACUGUGGCGUCAAUUUGAUGAAGCUGUAAGUCGAUUCUAUAAUUAUUUUCCAGAGCGAUAUGGCUGAGUGUUCUAGUCGUCUAAAAAUUCUGCAACAGCUUGGUUUCUCGAGACGAAAAUUGUCAAGAGCGAUAUUACGUUUGUGGGUAACAACAUAUUAAUUUUACUUGUUAGACUUUUACCUAUAAUGCUAUAUUAUACGACUGAGUAUUCACACAAAUUUUUGUUUGACAGGCUUUGUUAACAUUUAGGGACUCACGUUAUCCAUGGCUCUAUAGGAUAAAAUGGUGCAGAAACUAUGAGCUAACAAACAAUCAUGUUCAAACUGAUUACUUAAUUGUUUAUCGGAUGCUAGUGUAACGCAAUGCCUUGCUAAUCUUUCGUCUCGAUAACCGUUAUAAUACAAAUCUUAACGGUGCAUGAAGUCAGAAGGCAAAGAGAAGCUGCAACUACAGUUUAUUAUCAAGUGACGCAGGCUUCAAGGCUACAAACACAUGAGUGUUAUAAUUGUUUUGCUAAUAAACGACCCAGCUACUCCUAUUGCUUAGUAUUCUUGUACAAUGACACUCUACAUGACCCCAAAAAUCAGAACACGUUGAACCGGAACGAAAUUGUAUUCAAAAUAACAAGGAUAGGUGAACAGCAAUCAAUGGUUAGAAAAACAUUCAUAUAAUUAUAUUAUAUGCAUAAAAAGCCUCUAGAUGCUCUUUCAAUAAUCUGACAGAGCUAAUUGGUUUAGAAUUAAUCAAUCAGCGUGCGCCGUCACGAUCAUGCACAUAACGCGCCAUAAUCCGGCUUAUUUCCCGCUAACACAUGAGUUAGUAUCGGCGAGCAAGCGCAAGCAGUUACUUAGGCAAAUUUAUAGUGAAGCUGUAUAAGGAUUCAGCAAGACAAAGCAAAAGCUAAUAAUAGGAUUUGAGUGCAUACAUAUAUGGGAAGAGGACGAGUCAUCGAAUGAUAUUUAAGCAAUCAACGUUUUGGCUAGAGUCUGUCAUGUGCUCUGGUGAUCAUAACAGCACAAAUAUAUAUGCGAAAUGUUACUAUUCGAAUGACAAUGUAUGUUAAAUAAGUUAAUAAAAGGGCUUAACCAAAAUCAACCAUAAUCGAAAUUGAGUGUAGGACAGUUGCUAUACUAGCAUUAAGAUGUCUUGUACAAUAAUUUCUUUCAGAUAAGUGUCAGGAGGAACAUUUAAGUAGAUGCUAGUCACAUAAAUACAGUGCUUUGUAAGAUGUAGCUAAGUUUAUCCCACCGUUCUAUAAUGUCAUAAGUUUGUUAAAAUUACCGUAAUACUUUUGAUUUCUUUUGACUAGCUGGCCUUCAAUCUUAUGAGACGUGUUUUUCUUCUCACGAUGGUUGUAUUUACUAUCGGUUUUAUACUAAUGGACAACUUAUUCUUUUUUUUCAGGGCUAAACGUCAAGUAUCUCAACGUUUAGCUUAUAUUAAGACUUUGGUGUGUGAAGGAGACAUGCGAAAUGUUCAGAGAGAUGAAACUGUUGGUUCUGCUGAAAACAUUGUUAAUCCAUUUGUCCAAGAGCCUUCCUCUGAAGAAAUGGACGUAUUAUACUUUGCCAAUCUCAUAACGGAUUCCGUCCUCAUUAAACUUUCUGAAUUUAUUGGAUUACUGGCCGAUUUUUAUUUCACAAAGUCAGAUGAAAGUGAACCUAUGGAUACUAUUUUGGAUGUUAUUUCUGGUAAAACAGAAAAUAGUGCCUCAGAAGUCGAUGAUGGUUCCUUUGAGGAAAACUUGUCAAGUUUAGUUGAAGAACUGAUGCAUGAAUUUUUUAUUUUGGUUCGAACUCGUUUUGAAUCUGAGAGCACAAAUAAUGAUGUCAACUUGUUGAUAAGAGCUUUGGAUCGUAUCCACUGUCGAGUACAAACCUUUAAUCGGUCACUGUUGACAUCAGUUACUUCUGUAGAUUUUGAAGGUGUGCUAUUGGAUGAUUUGAGUCCUGAAUCGUUAUCUAUAGUAAAUCGAUUCUCUUUACUUACUAAUCAAUUUUCAAACUCGGCUCUGGAAAUAAUUAAUCAAGUUGCUCGAAUGCAAACUACUUAUUACUUUGAUAUAUUAUGCCAAAAUGCAGUUGAAUCAUUUACAGAUCUCCGACAUAAACUGGCUAGUCAUGGACUACAAACAUCCAAUUUAACUAACGAAGAAGUCAACAAAGUGAACAAGAUGGGAAAUAACAAUCAUCAGCUUUCAUCACUUUUAGAUGCUCUGAGUUCGUCACUCGUUUCACAGCUGCGCAAUGUACUAAAAGCGGAGGAGGCUUUUCUUAGUACUAAUAGUACAUUUUCUAGUAAACCACAAUUUCGUAAUUCAUUUUGUAUUGAUCAAAUUAGAGAAGGACUUAUCGUUGGUUACUUAGAUUUCCUUGUUCAAUUUCUUAGUGAUCUGGCUAAGACAACUGUAUGCAAAAUUCCGGGUCCUAUUUUACUAACACUUGGAAAAUUAUGUUUAAUGUGGGCUGAUUCUGGUACAGUUGGACAUUUGAUUUCUCUGGCCGACGAUUUUAUGCUUUUCGGUUCACAAACAAAAGAAACAAAAAAGGAGGAUUUUAAUGCAGAAAAUGGUAACAGAUCACUCACUACUCCAAAAGAUGUAUCAAAUCGUUUCAGGUCUACUGGUAACGAGCUUCUAGUUGCUUUUGUUCGUUUAGAAGGGACAAAUUUGGCACAACUACUUCGAAAAAGUGUUGAAGCAAGGGAUUGGCUAAAAAAUUUGGAACCACGUACAGUCCGUUCUGCAGUUAAAAGAGUGAUAGAAGAUUUAGUAUUACUAGAUCAACAAGUCAGCCAGCUGUUUUCAUCGAAUACUCGUAAUCGUGAUCGUAUUUCUGAUUCACGUUCCAAUCGUAGUCUACGACCAAGCACUUCGUCACAUCUUACAGACGCUACACGAACUGGAAGUUCAAGUCAAGGAUUUCAUUCUCCCGACUUAGAUCCAACUCUAGCUACUCACUUACGCCAUCUAUUUACGCAAAGAGUUGAUAUUUUUACUGCAGUUGACGCAAAUCGGGAAUCAUUACUUCUGGGUGUCAUUAAAAUCGGUUUAAAGACUUUGAUAGAGUGUGCACGUUUACAAACAUUUGGUCGUUACGGUUUGCAACAAAUACAAGUUGAUUGUCGAUAUUUACAAAUUCAUCUGUGGCAUUUCGUAAAUGAUGAAAAGAUUAUUUGUAUGUUAUUGGAAGAUGUGAUCUACAGUGUUGUUCAGCGUUGCAUUGAUCCAUGUUUCAUGGAAGAGAGUGUUGUCGAGGCGAUUUGUGAUCGAGCAUAAAGUUACUUUAUUAUUGCUUAAUUCUUGAUAAUGACCGUUUUGCUUCCUGAAGUUGAAGAAGAAAAUAAUAAGUGUGUAACUUCUUUUUUUUUGGUGAUAUUCUUUCAUUAAUUAUCGUGUGAUAUUUUCAUCCGUUUAUUAUUAUUAUUAUUGUCAAAUAAUGAUCCAUUUUUCCUUGGUGUAGGACGAAGUUGAAUUUUAGAAUUCUAAUUGUAAAUUAUUUACCAUAUUCAAAUGUUAAUAAUCCAUGUCUUGUUGUUUUUAUAAUUUUUGUACUAAGAAUUGUUUAGCUCUGUUUUCCGAUACUUCAAUGUGAUGUUUUUAAUUUAUAAAUUUUCAUUAUCUAACUUAUUGUAUGAUGUUGGUUUGAAUUUUCGUACAUGGUCACUUAUUUGUUUUUGUUGAAACAAUAAACCUUUUUGGUCUC